CCCACCUCUCGUCCUAUUGUAAUAACAAUGCGCCUGUGCGUAUUGGUCACCCGGACAGCGGCACUUCCUAAAUCUCCAUGAGAAAAAAAAAAGAAAGCCUCCUCGCCACCACCCCACCCGAAAGCGUCCCAGAGGGGGAACACAGCAGGUUUAUGGUAAUAAGUCUCUGAGGAGGAGAGAGGAGGAGGAGGAGGUGGAGGAGAGCCGCGGAGCCAUUUUGUACUCAUUUUAAACUCAGUGUGUGUUUACGCAGCCGUGACGCGCCUGGACACACUGAUACUAUGGAUACCCAGCGUCUUUUUCCACGUUGAGAAAAACUUCACCAUGCGGGAGAAAAGUAAGACGAGGUGCUGGGAGAGGGAGACUUAAUGCUUUUCUUUACUUUUUUUGCGGAGGAGUUUCGGUGAAGUUGAACGGGAUUCGGCAGGUUUACAAGCAUGGAGCCGCCGAUGUGUUGCUGGGUUUGGGUUUGUGUUCUGUUCACCGUGCCGCCGCUCGCGGGAUGUUUGGAGAUGCACCUUUCGGAGACUUCACAGCCCGGGAGCCUUUUGGCCAACCUGUCGCUCGGCCCUGGGUGGACUUAUAAACUUGACAGGACUUUAUCUCCCAACUUCAUUCAGAGUUGUUUCCAAGUUGGGAGGCUCGACGGUGUUAUCCGCCUGUCCCACAAAGUUCAGUGUGCGCGCACACCCAGGAAUCCUGCGCCUGUUUAUUUCAGAACUGUCUCCUCCGCGUCCGGAGACGUUAUCCUGACGCAUUUUAAUGUGUUCGUUCACGGCCAGGACUGUUUUAUUAAAUACAAGAGAAAGAAAGCGUCAGGUGAGCCAGACAUUCAAAUAAAACACCUUUCAAAACUGGAGGCAACUUCCUGCUUACCUGCAGGUAUUCUAAUUUUGAAUGUAACAAAACUUUUACCCUCCUUCACGCAAAACACUGCCUUUUUGGAUACUGAGUGUGCAGGAAGAAACGUUGUCGGGGUGUUCAGGCACGGAGAUUUAUUCCUGGCUAGUGACUUGUGUCUUAAAAACAGUGGACAGUCGGAGGAGAAGCUUCACUGCGCGCUGCACAGCUCUCCGGGCAGCGGGCUCUCUGUGCAGCUUCAUUUGACGCUCGUUAAAGCGCGCAAACAACACCAAAGCCCGUCAGAAACCAUCCACAGACAGUCUGUUGUGCUGAUCAGAAGGGGAAAGCGGCAGGUUAAUUCAUCUCCCCAGUUUCAACUUCCCAACUAUCAGGUGUCUGUGCGUGAGAAUGAGCCCGCUGGGACGCGAGUUAUCACCCUAAAAGCAAAUGACCCAGAUGAUGGAGAAGCGGGGAGGCUGGAGUACAGCAUGGAAGCCUUGUUUGAUAAAAGGUCUGAUGACUUUUUCUACAUAGACUCACAGACUGGAAGCAUAACAACUAUCCAGGCUCUGGACAGAGAAGUCAAAGACACUCAUGUGUUCAAAGUUACUGUGACGGACAAUGGCACCCCCAAAAGAUCUGCCACUUCUUACCUCACUGUCACUGUAAGUGACACCAACGACCACACCCCUGUGUUUGAGCAAAAUGAAUAUCGAGUCAGCAUCCGAGAAAACGUAGAAGUGGGCUUUGAAGUUAAGACAGUCCGGGCCACUGACGGUGAUGCUCCCUCCAACGCCGACAUGAUCUAUAAAAUUGUGAACGCAGACGAAGUCAACUCUGUGUUUGAAAUUGACCCCCGGAGCGGCCUGGUGAGGAUCAGAGAGCGGCCUGACAGGGAGACCCGGGCCCAGUACCAACUGAUCGUCGAAGCCAACGAUCAGGGGAAGGAGCCAAGUCCCCGCAGUGCCACCGCCACAGUUUACAUCACUGUGGAAGACGAAAAUGACAACUACCCACAGUUCACUGAAAAGAGGUACGUGGUGCAGGUCCCAGAGAACGUGCCAGUCAACACCAAAGUGAUCCAGGUGGAGGCGACGGACAGAGAUGAGGGAAACAAUGCCAAAGUUCACUACAGCAUCAUAAGUGGCAACGUUAAAGGGCAGUUCUACAUUCACUCCCCCACUGGUGUCAUUGAUGUCAUCAAUCCUCUUGACUAUGAAAUGAUUCGGGAGUAUAAUUUAAGGAUUAAGGCUCAGGAUGGAGGCAGGCCUCCGCUGAUAAACAGCACAGGGAUGGUGGUGGUGCAAGUGGUGGACGUCAAUGACAACACACCCAUGUUUGUCAGCACACCUUUCCAGGCUACAGUGCUGGAAAAUGUGGCCGUUGGUUACUCUGUCAUCCACAUUCAAGCCAUUGAUGCCGAUUCAGGGAAAAAUUCUCUCCUGGAAUACCGCAUUACCGACACCACGCCAGGUUUUCCGUUCACCAUCAACAACAGCACAGGCUGGAUUACAGUUAGUGAGCCGCUCGACAGGGAGGAAAUUGAAUUUUACACCUUUGGCGUGGAGGCGAGAGAUCACGGGACACCUGUGAGGUCCUCCUCUGCCAGUGUCAGCGUCACAGUGCUGGAUGUGAACGACAACACACCCACAUUCUCAGAGAAGACCUACUCACUGAAGAUCAACGAAGAUGCUGUGGUCGGCAGCAGUGUGCUGACAGUGACCGCUGUGGACAGGGAUGUUAACAGCAUGGUGACGUAUCAGAUCUCCAGCGGCAACACCAGGAACCGCUUUGCCAUCACUAGCCAGAGUGGCGGUGGCCUCAUCACCUUAGCCCUUCCCCUGGACUACAAGCUGGAACGCCAGUAUGUCCUGACAGUCACCGCCAGUGAUGGAACACUUUACGAUACCACCCAGGUGUUCAUCAAUGUCACCGAUGCCAACACACACCGGCCUGUCUUCCAAAGCGCCAGCUACCACGUGUCUAUCAGUGAAGACAAACCAGUGGGCAGCACUGUGAUAGUGAUCAGUGCGACAGAUGAAGACACGGGGGAAAAUGCUCGUAUCACGUAUGUAAUGGAAGACAAUGUUCCUCAGUUCGAAAUUGACCCAGAUACAGGUGCCAUCGUAACCAAAAUGGAGCUUGACUAUGAGGAUCAGGCCUCCUACACUUUAGCCAUCACUGCCAAAGACAAUGGCAUCCCCCAGAAAUCUGACAUCACUUAUGUAGAGAUCAUCAUCAGUGAUGCCAAUGAUAAUGCUCCUCAUUUUCUCAGAGACAUCUACCAGGGGAGUGUUCUUGAGGAUGCACCUGUCUACACUAGUGUGCUCCAGAUCUCUGCUUCAGACAGAGAUAGUGGAUCAAACGGCAGGGUGACCUAUACAUUUCAAGGUGGGGAUGACGGUGACGGGGAUUUUCACGUAGAGCCUCACUCUGGCAUCGUCAGAACCGCUCGCAAGCUGGACCGGGAAAACGUUCACGUUUAUAACCUGAAGGCUUUUGCGGUGGAUAAAGGUGUUCCGCCUCUGAAAGCUGCUGUUUCUAUUCAUAUUGUAGUCCAAGACAUAAAUGACAAUGCUCCAGUGUUUGAGAAGGAUGAGCUUUUUAUUGACGUGCAAGAGAACAGCCCAGUGGGAUCAGUCGUGGCCCAGAUCACUGCCACAGACCCCGAUGACGGCACUAAUGCUCAGAUCAUGUAUCAGAUCGUAGAAGGAAAUAUUCCAGAAGUGUUCCAGCUGGAUAUUUUCAAUGGAGACCUCACUGCACUCACAGACUUGGAUUAUGAGACCAAAACUGAGUAUGUCAUAGUCGUUCAGGCCACAUCAGCACCGCUAGUGAGCCGUGCUACUGUGCACAUCCGCCUAGUAGACAUGAAUGACAACGAACCAGUGCUGCACAACUUUGAGAUUCUCUUUAAUAACUAUGUCACCAACAAGUCCAACAGUUUUCCAUCUGGAAUAAUAGGAAAGGUUCCGGCUCAUGACCCGGAUGUGUCGGAUAAACUGCGCUACAAGUUUGAGUCUGGAAAUGAGCUCAGUCUGCUGCUGUUGAAUGAAGAAACUGGGGAUCUGAGGUUGAGCAGGGAUUUGGACAAUGACAGGGCUCUGGAAGCACCCAUGACUAUUUCUGUUUCAGAUGGUAUCCAUCGUGUUGUUGCCCUCUGCACACUGCGGGUCACUAUCAUCACUGAUGACAUGCUGACAAACAGCAUCACGGUUCGUCUGGAGAACAUGUCCCAGGAGCGUUUUCUAUCUCCCCUGCUCAGCCUCUUUCUUGAGGGAGUGGCGGAUGUACUCUCCACCAAGCGGGAAGCAGUGUUUGUGUUUAACAUCCAAAACGACACCGACGUCCAAGGCUCCAUCCUCAACGUAACCUUUUCGGCGCUGCAGCCCGGAGGGGCUCCUGGUAAAGGCAUGUUCUUCCCAUCUGAGGAGCUGCAGGAGCAGAUCUACCUCCACAGGACUCGACUCAGGCUCAUAUCCACUCAAGAGGUGUUGCCGUUUGAUGAUAACAUCUGCCUACGGGAGCCCUGCGAGAACUAUAUGAAGUGUGUAUCAGUGCUGAAGUUUGACAGCUCCCCUCCCUUCAUCGCCUCUGACACGGUUCUAUUUCGACCUAUCCACCCCAUCAACGGGCUGCGCUGCCGCUGCCCGGUCGGUUUCACCGGAGAAUACUGUGAGACCGAGAUCGACCUCUGCUAUUCAGGGCCCUGCAAGAACAACGGGAGGUGUCGGAGCAGAGAGGGCGGUUAUACCUGCGAGUGCCUGGAGGACUUCACAGGCGAGCACUGUGAGAUUAAUGCAUCAUCAGACCGCUGUGUACCAGGUGUGUGCAAGAAUGGUGGUACGUGCAUCAACCGGCUUGCAGGUGGUUUCAUGUGCGAGUGUCCACCCGGGGAGUAUGAGAAGCCCUACUGUGAGAUGACCACCCGCAGCUUUCCUGGACAGUCCUUCAUCACCUUCAGAGGCCUGCGGCAAAGGUUCCACUUCACCGUCUCCUUCAUGUUUGCUACCAGGGAAAGAAACGCCCUGCUCCUCUACAACGGCAGGUUCAACGAGAAACAUGACUUCAUCGCCCUGGAGAUCAUCGCUGAACAGAUUCAGCUCACCUUCUCUGGAGGUGAGACAAAGACCACAGUGGCUCCCUACGUCCCGGGUGGAGUCAGUGACGGUCAGUGGCACUCAGUCCAGCUCCAUUACUACAACAAGCCUAAAAUGGUGAGCGUGGGGAACCCUUUUGGACCGUCCGGAGAAAAAGUGGCUAUGGUCGCCAUUGACGAUUGUGACAUAUCCAUGGCGAUCCGCUUCGGAAAGCAGAUCGGGAACUACUCCUGCGCCGCGCAGGGUACCCAGAUUGGACAGAAGAAAUCACUGGACUUGACAGGGCCGCUGUUACUGGGUGGGGUUCCCAACCUGCCAGAGGAUUUCCCAGUCAGGAACAGGAACUUUGUAGGCUGCAUGAGAAACUUGCGCAUCGACAGCAAGCCCAUCGACAUGGGCAGCUUCAUUGCUAACAACGGCACCACAGAAGGGUGUCCAGCAAAGAAAGACUUUUGCACAAAUGGUGUGUGUCAAAACGGAGGCACGUGUGUCAGCAAGUGGAACACUUACAUCUGUGACUGCCCUACUGGUUACGGUGGCAAGAACUGUGAGCAAGUGAUGCCAUCACCUCAGUUCUUUGGCGGAGAGGCACUGGUGUCUUGGAGCAACCCGGACAUCACUGUUGCUGUUCCCUGGUAUAUUGGCCUAAUGUUCCGCACCCGGCGUCCUGCUGGCACCCUGAUGCAGGUCAAUGCUGGGCCUUCCUCUACCAUCAACCUCAUGGUGAGUGAGCAGCGGGUCCAUAUGGAAGUGUUGCUGAGGCACCAAUUGGUGGCAUCGCUGAGCUUUCCUCAAGUGCGUGUCAAUGACGGGGAGUGGCACCACUUGCUGAUUGAACUGAAAAGCAUCAAAGAUGGCAAGGAAAUCAAAUACAUGGCAGCUGUCUCUCUGGACUACGGCAUGUAUGAGCAGAAGUCAGUCGAGAUCGGCAAUGACCUCCCAGGCCUCAAGCUGCAAACUCUUCAUGUUGGAGGUUUGCCCGGGGAGAGAAACGAUGUCAUCAAAGGAUUUGUUGGCUGCAUACAGGGUGUGCGUAUGGGUGAGACAUCCAACAACGUGGCCAAUGUGAACAUGGCUCAGGGCCUGAAGAUCCGUGUGGAAAACGGCUGUGAUCUGGCUGACCCGUGCGACUCCAACAUCUGCCCAGAGAAUAGCCAGUGCAUUGACGACUGGAGCACACACACCUGUGCUUGCGACCCAGGCUACUUUGGGAAACAGUGCGUGGACGCUUGUAAGCUCAACCCCUGUGAGCACGUUUCCACGUGCGUCCGCAAACCAAGCUCCUCCCACGGCUACACCUGCGAAUGUGGACAAAAUUACUUCGGCCAGUACUGUGAAAACAAAGUGGAAGAGAAAUGUCACGAGGGCUGGUGGGGCAGUCCCAUGUGUGGACCCUGUAACUGUGACACAAGCAGAGGAUUUCAUAAAAACUGCAACAAGACCACCGGGGAGUGCCGCUGCAAGGAUAAUCACUAUCGUCCAGAGGGAGAGGACGCUUGUUACCCCUGCGACUGUUUCCCUAUAGGCUCUGAGUCUCGAACCUGCGACCCCAUCACUGGGCAAUGUCCCUGCAAGGGAGGAGUUAUCGGUCGUCAGUGCAACCAGUGCGAUAAUCCCUUCGCUGAAGUCACUCCCACUGGAUGCGAAGUGGUGUAUGAGGGCUGCCCAAAGGCCUUUGAUUCUGGCAUCUGGUGGCCCAAGACAAAAUUUGGACGCCCUGCUGCUAUGAAAUGUCCCGAAGGAUCUUUUGGCACUGCCAUCCGCCACUGUAGUGAUGAGAAGGGCUGGCUGUCACCUGAGCUCUUCAACUGCACCACCAUCGCCUUCACACAUCUGAAAAAACUGAAUGACGAUCUCCGCCGCAACAGUUCAAGGAUGGACAGCGAACGCUCCAAGACCAUUGUGCGUUUGCUUCAAAGUGCCACCAAUAACACGUCACAUUACUACGGCAAUGACGUGAAGAUGGCCGCCCAGCUUCUGAAUUAUGUUCUGCAGUACGAAAGCCGCCAGGCCGGGUUUGAUCUCACCGCCAUGAAGGAUGCAGAGUUUAAUGAGAACUUGGUGCGAGCAGGCAGCGCCAUACUGGAUCCCAACACCAAGGACCACUGGGACCAAAUCCAAAGAACAGAGAGCGGGACCGCACAUUUGCUCCGAAACUUUGAGGACUACGCGAGCACGCUGGCACAGAAUGUCCGGAAAACCUACCUGAAGCCCUUCACCAUCGUCACUGAAAACAUGAUUCUAACUGUGGACUACUUGGAUGUGUCGAACCCAGAGAGGGCGACAUUUCCUCGCUUCCAGGAAAUCCAGGAGGCCUACCCCAAAGAGCUCGGGUCUUCUGUCCGCUUCCCACAGUUUAAUAUCGGUACUCAGGGAAACAAAGCAGAGCCCACUCCUGCCCCUCCAGCUCAGACAGAAGCUGUCCUCGAGGAGGAGCACACAGUUUCAGAUAGGAAACGCCGCCAUCUCGAGCCACCUGCCCCUCUGCCUGUUGCUGUGGUGAUAGUGUACAAGUCGCUGGGAAAGCUCCUUCCAGAAAGAUACGACGCAGACCGCAGGAGUCUGAGAGUCCCCAACCGUCCGGUGAUCAACACAGCCAUCGUGAGCGCCACGAUCCACAGCGAAGGUCAGCCUCUUCCUACCGUCCUGGACCCCCCGGUCAUCUUGGAGUACACCCUGCUGGAGACAGAGGAGCGAACCAAACCCGUCUGCGUGUUCUGGGACCACUCAGUCGGGAGCGGAGGCGCAGGCGGCUGGUCCUCUAAAGGCUGCGAGGUGCUCAACAGGAACAACACCCACAUUAGCUGUCAGUGUAACCACAUGACCAGUUUUGCUGUGUUGAUGGACAUUUCCAAAAGAGAGCACGGCGAUGUCCUGCCUCUGAAGAUCGUCACGUACACCACAGUCUCCGUGUCCCUGUUUCUUCUCCUGAUCACCUUCAUCCUGCUGUGCCUCUUGCGCAGGCUCCGUACCAACCUCCACGCCAUCCACAGGAACCUGGUGGCAGCGCUCUUCUUCUCCGAGCUUGUCUUCCUCCUGGGCAUCAACCAGACUGACAAUGUGUUUGUGUGCACCGUGAUCGCCAUCCUCCUCCAUUACUUCUACAUGUGCACCUUUGCCUGGAUGUUCGUGGAGGGGCUGCAUAUCUACCGCAUGCUGACCGAGCUGCGGAACAUCAACUACGGUCACAUGAGGUUCUACUACGCCAUGGGCUGGGGCAUACCGGCUAUCAUCACUGGUUUGGCAGUUGGCCUCGAUCCUCAGGGUUAUGGAAACCCAGAUUUUUGUUGGCUUUCUGUCCAUGACACACUCAUCUGGAGCUUUGCAGGGCCCAUCUUUGUAGUCGUGCUGGUGAACAUAGUGAUCUUUGUUCUCGCUGCCAAGGCUUCCUGUGGUCGGAGACAGAAGGCUGUAGAGAAGUCAGGAGCUAUUCCUGCCCUACGUAUGGCCUUCCUCCUCCUGGUGCUCAUCAGUGCCACCUGGCUGCUCGGUCUAAUGGCAGUCAACAGCAAUGUAAUGACUUUCCAUUACCUGUUUGCUGUCUUCAGCUGCUUGCAGGGAGUCUUCAUUUUCUUGUUCCAUGUGGUCUUCAACAAAGAGGUGAGGAAAAACCUCAAGAACAUCUUCAAAGGAAAGAAGAGCAUACAAGACGAGUCCAGCACCACAAGGGGCUCUUUGCUAACACGCUCUCUCAACUGCAACAACAUGUACACAGAGGACGGCGCAGUGUACCGUUCAGGCAUUGGCGAGUCUACCGUCUCACUGGACAGGUCAGCCAAGAGCCGCAGUAGCUACCUGGCUUACACACUCAGGGAGGAGUCUGGUCAGAAGCCCAGUGGCUCUUCAGGAACAGCUAAAGGCCACACGGACCUGGAUGGACCUCUGUUCCAUAGAAAUGGCACCAAAGGAGAUGACUCUGACUCAGACAGCGAGCUUUCAGUAGAUGAACACAGCUCCUCCUAUGCCUCCUCCCACUCCUCCGACAGCGAGGAUAAUGAUAUUGAUGUCAAGCCAAAGUGGAACAACGAGAGGCCUCUUCACAGCACUCCAAAAGCAGGGCAAUCAACAUCUAAUCACGUGAAGCCUUACUGGCCAACAGAUGCCAUUACAGCCAGUGACAGCGAGGACCCCGGUGGGACAGAGAGGCUGAGGGUGGAGACCAAGGUGAACGUGGAGCUGCACCCAGAGAACAAGCUCAACCACGUUGGUGAAAGAGAGAGGGAGGCUCUGCAGGAGAGAGAGAGACAGACUCCUACCAGUAUGAAAGACUCAGCGCCUGCCAGUCAGCCUAACAGCAACCACCAGCCAGAGCAGAGAAAAGGCAUCUUGAAGAACAAGAUCAGCUACCCUCCUCCGCUGACCGACAAGAACAUGAAGAACCGUCUGAGGGAGAAGCUGAGCGACUACAACUCGCCCACCAUCACCUCCCCUCCCCCCAACAACAACAACACCACCUCCCCAGCCCCUCCCUCCGUCAACAUCAUGACCCCGUCGUCCCGGACGCCUUCGUUGGAGGCCAACGAAGGAAGCCGACUCGGCAACCACGAGAGCGGCUCCCCCAUCAAACCGCCUGUCGCCCCACGACCUCAGAUUCCUCCAGGGGGUAUCUACCGGGAGACAAAUGGCGGAGUUGCCAUGCACUUGAAGUCUGGGACGGUCAACGGAGGCAAUGAGUCAGACUCAGAUGGCAGUAACGAGACUUCGAUCUGACCUGUUAGGCAAACCCAGACCAGCCUGCCUUUAUGAGAGGAGGAGCUAAACAACCUGCCAGGUCGGGGCUGAGGGGACCAAGAGUCGAGGAACAUGAAAGGAAAAGUUGCAAGAUGGAGAGGUGUUAAAGGAUGGAUGAAGAGAAGCCUGAUCCUGUCAGCAUCGCCGCUCCCGUCAUGUUUCCUUUCUCGGGCGAGCAGUAUUAAUUGCAGACGUUAGGACUGCCUUAGAUGAGAAAAUAAGCAGAGAUGUGAGCGAUAACAAAGGGAACGCUGUGCUGGACUGUGUAAAGACACGGUUGAGCCACGUGUGCCAAAACCACUAAUGGAAAUCAUUAGGAAGAGUCGGAAGAUGAAGAAUGACACCCAGAAUGCAUUGUGGGCCCUAACAUGAAGCUCUUCUCUAGUGUUGGCGAGGAGCACAUCGUUAUGUUCUGUUUCUUUAGGUGAAGUUAGCAAAGUGUCAGAUGUAAUAAUCACUGUUCACGAACCUCUAAAGGCUGGUACCGUCACAGUAAAAUGAUUUCAAAGACUGCAGGUCCCUCAGAAGUCUCACACACACAUGCUCCAGUUCAUGCUGGGCAGAGCUAUGAAACACAAAGUGCUUUUCUUUUUUGUUUUAAUUAAAGAAAGGCUUCCACAGCCUCUCGGUGCAGUGUAUUUAGAGUGUAAGUAACAUGUAGAUAAUUUUAAAAAGUGAAGAAGAAAUGAUCUAUUUUCUAUGUCAGUUUUAGCAAGAACACAGUAGUGGAAAAAAAAGAACAGAAAUCACAUCGUACGCCGGUUUAACAGUCAGAGAACAACAAAUCUGCGCUGCGUGCCUUCAUGCUGCACCGAGGCCUUACAAGCUCACACAAUACUGUAAAAGGCUACAGUGGACUUCCACUCUACGGCGGUGCAUUCACAGGCUGCUGCUGUUGUGUUUGAGUGCAUGCACACACGCAAGAGUACGCUGUAAAUGAACUUUAAUUAUGUGGAAUGAAGAGGAAUUCCUCCUCUGCUGAAAACUCAGCUUUGCAGUUGGAGCACUGUGAACCUGAAGCCUUGUUUUCCAGUGUUUGUCGGGCCUGUUUAUCCAAUGCAAGACACACUCCUGGUUACCAAAGUAAUGAGAUCUGGUGAAUAAGCAGAUUAGAGUAGGCCGUCAGUUCGGUUUAACUCAGUUUUAGUGCAGAAUCUUUAAAAUAAAAUUUAAAAAAGCCAUUUGUUGAUCUUUUGUAGUGUAAAAGUAAGAAACAGACUAAGCAGGUCUGUUCAGAAAUUGCGUAAUUGAUGCUGCCUUUUAAUCACUAAGUUUUCAAAUGUGGGUUAAAACUGAAAAUGACAGCAGCUCUGAAGCAUUAUGCAGCUAGUAAAAGGUCAUUUUACAAUGUACAGUCGCUAAAUGCCUUUGUACCUUACAUCCUGUACACGCCCAGUGUUUUGCUCUUAUGUAAUCAAUGCUGUUGAUAAGAUGUGUGUUUUUGUAUAAUCUGAGACACUGGAAAUGUUUUGUAACAUAAUGUAUAUUUAUUUUUUAUGGUUUUGAGACACUGGAAAGAAA
This is a messenger RNA of Pundamilia nyererei, 11195 nucleotides long. RefSeq names its product cadherin EGF LAG seven-pass G-type receptor 1a (gene celsr1a). Gene Ontology annotation, biological process: homophilic cell-cell adhesion; cell surface receptor signaling pathway; G protein-coupled receptor signaling pathway. The record is from RefSeq and is a predicted model, not a curated record. Bases 438 to 9653 code for a protein of 3071 amino acids. Gene Ontology annotation, molecular function: G protein-coupled receptor activity; calcium ion binding. NCBI's taxonomy places the organism in Eukaryota, Metazoa, Chordata, Actinopteri, Cichliformes, Cichlidae. The transcript has 36 exons. Gene Ontology annotation, cellular component: plasma membrane.